AUGCCCUGGCACGAAGCGGCGGCAUUCCCGCUGACGCCACUAGUCAUCUUGCUUCAACCCCUUCUCGUGUUUGCACCCGCGUGGAGUGGAAACGGGGGCAGUAGCCUGCACCAUGGAUGCAUUGCACCCUCCCAGGUGGCCCCCGUAUUUGCCAUGGCGUUCCCCCUCAGCCUUGUGUCAAUUUUCCCUCGCAAACUUACAGGCACAACGCAGUCAUCUGUGAAAGAGGCAAGAAAGUGGGUAGUCGCAUCCCUCAUACUUGCCGGUGUCGUCGCUUCAGCCGUGCACUUCUAUACCUCGGUCGGCUCGCUACUCACACGAGAUAUCGACGCAUCGAUCCUGAGGCUGUUCCUUCCGGCGCGAGGCUUUGAAGACUCAUACGAGUCCAUGAUCAAAAAGGAGGUUACAUCUGUCGAGUACACUGCCCCUGGAGAAUCUUCACCUGUUCUCGCAGGGGGAUUGGAUUGUUCUGGAACCUUCAAGUCCUUAAUGAAACGCAUCGCUAGUCUAGAUCGCUGA
Molecule: messenger RNA, 519 nt
Organism: Colletotrichum costaricense
Lineage: Eukaryota; Fungi; Ascomycota; Sordariomycetes; Glomerellales; Glomerellaceae
Exons: 2
Coding region: 1-519 (172 amino acids)
Source: RefSeq, a predicted model, not a curated record